Messenger RNA from Guillardia theta CCMP2712, 504 nucleotides. RefSeq lists its product as hypothetical. Gene Ontology annotation, molecular function: protein binding. The annotation marks the transcript as partial. The transcript is spliced from 2 exons. The record is from RefSeq and is a predicted model, not a curated record. Lineage: Eukaryota; Cryptophyceae; Pyrenomonadales; Geminigeraceae.
CUAGAGGUGAAUGAGUUUGACAGCGUACCAGCUGGACUCUUCGAUCACUUGCAGGGCAUGAGCUACCUCACCUUGUUCGACACCUACCUCUCCCAGCUGCCUCCAGGAAUCUUCGACAAGCUGCUGAGUCUCCAGGGAAUCGACUUGCACGGCAACCGUCUCACCUCCCUCCCUGAGGGAAUCUUUGAGAAACUUUGCAGCUUGAACUGGCUGAGUCUACACAGCAAUCAGUUGUCAAGUCUACCUGAGAGAAUGCUGUGCCGCCUUGAGAACUUGCAGUUCUUGUAUCUCUUCGACAACAAGAUCUCGACCAUCCCCAUUAACACUUUCAGCGCUCUCACUGGUCUACAGGAGCUUUGGUUGUCCUACAACGAGCUGGAAGAGCUCCCGCUAGGCUUGUUUGACUCGCUCGCAAAUCUGCAGGGCUUGUACUUGCAUAUCAAUCAGAUCGGAGAGGUUCAGGCUGGUUUGUUCCAGCAGCUCUCUAGCCUGACGCAUCUCACG